AUGGUCGCACCUGGAAUCACCGGUCGCACGAGACCCACCAAAUUGAAGAAGCGCGAAAAUGUUCAAAAGAGGAAACGCGACGAUGUAGAUGUGGAGAAGCUGGAGCAGGCGGUUCAGGACCUGGACCCCAGAAAUGGCUCAUACAAAGACUUCACAGACCUUCCGCUCUCUGAUCCGACCAAGCAAGGCCUCAAGUCGUCGCAUUUCGCAGUAAUGACCGAUAUCCAGGCCAGGGCCAUUCCGCUAGCGCUCAAAGGCCACGACAUACUCGGCGCCGCAAAGACAGGCAGUGGAAAGACGCUUUCUUUCAUCAUCCCUGUCUUGGAGAACCUAUACCGGUUGCAGCACGUCGGCCCAGACGCAGGCCUAGGUGCCCUGAUCUUGUCCCCGACCCGCGAGCUCGCUAUUCAAAUAUUCGAUGUGCUGCGCAAGAUUGGAAGGCAUGGUCAUAUGUUUGCUGCAGGUCUGCUCAUUGGAGGCAAGAGCUUACAGGCCGAGAGGGAGGCUUUGACAAAGAUGAACAUACUGGUCGCAACGCCGGGAAGGAUGCUGCAGCACUUGUCACAGACAGCAGCAUUCAAUGUCGACGACCUCAAAAUGCUGGUAUUGGAUGAGGCCGACAGGAUUCUUGACAUGGGCUUUCAGCGAGACGUGGAUGCAAUUAUUGAAUAUCUACCAAAGGAGAGGCAAACACUUCUCUUUUCCGCUACCCAAUCGAAGAAGGUCUCAGACCUUGCACGCUUGAGUCUCCAGGACCCCGAGUAUGUAUCAGUGCAUGCUGAGGACAAGAGCGCAACACCCAAAGGCCUCACGCAAAACUACAUCAUCUGCCCUCUCGAGGAGAAGCUUGACACGCUAUGGAGCUUUAUCCAGGCAAGCAAAAAGUCCAAGAUUCUGUGCUUCUUCUCGUCUGCCAAGACUGUUCGAUUUGUUUACGAGUCUUUUCGUCACAUGCAGCCUGGUAUUCCACUGCUGCACAUUCAUGGUCGCCAGAAACAAGGCGCUCGACUUGACACUACCGCCAAGUUCUCCUCGGCCAAACAUUCGUGUCUUUUUGCAACCGACGUGGCGGCCAGAGGUUUAGAUUUCCCUGCUGUCGACUUUGUCAUACAGGUCGACUGUCCUGAUGAUGUGGACACAUACAUUCAUCGUGUCGGUCGAACGGCACGAUACAACCGAGAAGGACGGGGUGUACUAUUCUUAGCACCCAGUGAAGAAGAGGGCAUGCUAAAGCGCCUCGAGGUCAAAAAAGUGCCCAUUGAGAUGAUCAACGUGCGACAAAAGAAGCGCCAAUCAAUCAAAGACCAACUUCAGAAGAUGUGCUUCCAAGAUCCAGCCUUGAAGUACUUGGGACAUAAGGCUUUUAUGACACACGUCAAGUCCAUCUACCUACAGAAGGAUAAGGAGGUCUUCAAGUUGAAGGAAUACAAUCUAGAAGCAUAUGCUGCCAGUCUGGGUCUCCCAGGAACGCCUAGAAUCAAAUUUAUCAAGGACGACAGCAAGCAGAAGAAGCAGGCAUCGAGACAGACUAUCGAGGUUUCAGACACCUCAGAUGACGAGGAAGUCGCGCAAGCAGCCAAGCCUGUACGAACCAAAUACGAUCGAAUGUUCGAAAGGAAGAACCAGGAUGUGUUGGCAGAGCACUACCAAAAGCUUGUCAGGGAUGGAGACGAAGAGGCCCAAGCAGACGAUUUCAGUGGAGCUGGAGCGGCAACCAACGGAGCCAACGACGACUUCAUGGCUGUCAAGCGACGAAUUCCAGCCGACGAAGAACCCGAAGACUUCAGUACCGAUCAAGAUCCACAGAUUCCUGUUGGUGGACGUGUUGUCCACAUUGCUGGCGCGUCGCAACCCAUUGUCAUCGACAGCCAUCGCCGCGAGAAACUUCUUCAGUCCAAGAAGAAGCUCACCAAACUCAUGGACAAGGGCAAGAAGCUCAUCUACGACGAUGAGGGCAAUCCGCACGAGGUUUACGAACUCGAAGACGAAGAGCAAUUCCGUGCCAAGGGAUUGCCCGAAGAGCAGCGACAGAAAUUCAUCGAAGCAGCACGACAAGAGGUACAAAACGCCGAUGUGGAAGACAAGGAGACGGCCAAGGCAAAGAGGAAGGAGAAGUUGCGAAAGCGCAAAGAGAGGGAGAGGGCUGAGAUGGCUGGUGGUGAUGAUGAUGCAAGCGAUGCGGGUGUUGUACUUCCAGAUCCUGGCGAGGACCUCUUGGCAAACUUUAGAGCCGACGCUGAGUACAGCGAUGACGAUAAUGAUGUGUCAGAAAAUGGGGAACAAGAAGAGGCGCCAAAGAAGCAGAAGAAGUGGUUCCAGUCUGACUCCGAAGACGAGGAAAAGGCUGCAAAGAAGAGGAAGAAGGCAAAGGCGUCGCACAGAGUCGAGGAGUUGGAGACGUUGGAAGAUAUGGAGGCGCUUGCUGCUGGUUUGUUAAACUGA
Molecule: messenger RNA, 2442 nt
Organism: Exserohilum turcica Et28A
Lineage: Eukaryota; Fungi; Ascomycota; Dothideomycetes; Pleosporales; Pleosporaceae
Exons: 2
Coding region: 1-2442 (813 amino acids)
Biological process (GO): rRNA processing
Cellular component (GO): nucleus
Molecular function (GO): nucleic acid binding; RNA helicase activity; ATP binding
Source: RefSeq, a predicted model, not a curated record